AAAGCAGCAAAAGGUAUUAAAAUUUAUAUGGUAUACACAGAUGUAUGGAUAGAUACAUGUUCCUGUUUUACAAAUGCAAAAAUUGCGUUGAAGUCAUAAAAAUGACAAAAUUUUGAGAGAAGGGUAAUCAAGCCAAUAUAAAUAUUAAGAGACAACCAAUACAGUACAUUUUGAAAUGACGGAAGUGGUAGUGUGAUGAACAGAAAUUAAGAAUUGAUGCUGUUAGUUAUUUAUCAUCGAAUCUUAAGAUACUCAUAUAACUAACUUGCACUAAAACUGUGCAAAAUCAAGGGGAAAAGUAGAAACAGUCAGCAGUAUGUUAAUAUCAGCAAAUACAACAUUAAAGCCUGCGGCCACAACAGCAACGGCGAUGCCACCAUCCGCAGUAACUUCACCGUCUUCUCCUUUAAUUACAAUGAUGACUACAACCAUUAAUACAUCCACCACAGCCACGUCAGUGUUGCCGGUAAUGUCUUCUUCCAUAUCCACCCCGCCAGUAUCCGCCGAGUCUCCAACAGUUCAAAGCCUAAAUAUUACUACUAAUACCAAAUGUGAUGCCCCAUUUGGAAAUGAGACAUCGCCAUGUAAUAGUGAAAGCAAUAACAGUCAACAUACAACUUUAGAUGAUCAUCCAAUUAUCAAGAAAUCUAAUAACAAUACCAGUCAUGAACGAGAAUCUUCGUCUAAUAUUUCAUCAGGGUCUUUGCUCAGAAAGAGCUCAGCCAAUAUUAACAGUUGCUCAAUUCAAUAUAAUGAAUCUUCUCCCAAUAAUAGCGGCAGCGAUCAUUCAAAUAGCAGCAGCACACCUCAACCUAUUCUUGAUAACAAUGGAAAUGAUGACGAAAAAAAGGGUACUAUUAAGGAAGAAGAUCGUGAAAAAUCUAACGGCUCCAUUUCCAGUUCGAGCUCUAUUUCAAGCUCAGGCUCUAAUACAAGUUUUUCGUCGUCCUCGUCCUCAACAACUGCUGGAAUUAAAAGUAUCGCUUCGGCUGAAGAAGAAAAGGGAGUCGCCAUUAAAAAAGAAGAGAACAACAUGUCACCAGUCGGUUUUGGUUCUAUAGGAAACGUUAAUCAUAAUGCGUCCCUUUUGGAAAAUUCUGGAACAUCACUUUCCUCUCAAAUAAAUGAAUCUGCUGCAAAUAAUAGUAUUUCUGACAAAAUGAUAAAUUUAUCGAACGCGGGUUGUGGUGAUGAUAACGAUUGCUCUGCCAAUAAUGCAAAUGCAGGUGGACUUGAAAUUUUACCAAUUUCAAAUGCGAACUCACAUUCGUUAGUUACCAAAGCUAAUGAUUAUUGUUCCGAAUCAGUUGUGAUAAACAAUGCACCAACAACGCCAAUGUCGCAUAACUCUAUUCACACCUAUAACGCAAAUACGAAUACUAGUGGCAGCAGUAUGAUGGGUGGCAGUUGCCUUGACUACAUGCAGCAGCAAAAUCAUAUAUUCGUUUUCUCGACGCAGUUGGCUAAUAAAGGUGCUGAAGCAGUUCUUACCGGACUGUGUCCUACUAUAAUUGCAUAUCAUUGCACACAGCCAGCUACAAAGAGUUUCCUGGAAGAUUUCUUUCUUAAGAAUUCGAUGAAAAUGACAAAACUUCAGCGACAAAAUACUUUGAAUAUAUGUAAUAUGUCAAGUGGAGGUAUAGGUGUCGGAACUCAAUCUUGGUUAAAUACUAUAACAAAAAUGCCGCACAAAUCAGAAAUGAAUGCCCUUACUGGCGAUGAAAAUGACGUACUAUGUUGGGAACAAAAUCGAAGUAGUGGAAUAGAUACAUCUACAGAGAACAAUGCUAUAAAAAUUUUGGAUAACGUCGAUGCUGGUAGUAAAUUGGGUUCAUCAGAAGUUGACAACAACGCUAUACCGUCUUUGCAAGGGGUAAAAGUUCCAGAUGAAAAUUUAACACCGCAACAAAGGCAACAUCGGGAAGAGCAACUAGCUAAAUUGAAAAAAAUGAAUCAGUUUUUAUUUCCUGAAAAUGGUAGUAAUGAGUUUCGUGCUGACAUGACAGGAAGCCAAUUAGGAAAAGUUUCGGUGGACGCUGCAACAGGAAAUUUGUCGGCAAACUCAAUGCUGGCAUUAUCCGGUUCUACUGGUCAAUUAGGUAAUAAAAUAGGUCCCACGGUUCGUGGCGUGCAAUCAAAUAUGAUAACUCAUGGAAAAGUCACUAAUUGUAAUUCGGAUGCUAUAACCGGUUUGGGUCAAGAUGUGCUAUUACCAUCCGACAUGAUUAAUGCUGGUGAUGUGCCAAUUAUAACAGGUUGUAGUGGUCCAAGUAAGGGCCCAAAGAAUAUGCAAAUGAACAAUCAUUCUAAUAUGGACAGCAUUCUAAGUUCAAUGAAUUCAAAUAUUAACAUGAUAACCAAUAUGUCAGGUAGUUCCAUACCAGCUAAUCCACCAAUCAGCAUGACAACUGGUAAUAUGAUAAAAAAAAAUUCGGUACCAAUUAUUACAGGUAGCUCUGCAUCUAACAUUGUUAAUAAUUCUAUGGUGUGUUCGGUGAGUGCCAAUGAUAUUAACGAUCCCAACGGAGGAGGUAUGCCCAACAAUAGCGAUCUAUUGACAAGUUUCGGGCAGAAUUUUCCAUCAGUUAACGACACUAACAAACACAUGGCUAACGCUCAUUCGGAAAUGGUUCAAGCAGGCUCUAUAGCGCAAAUUGAAUGGAGUAAAUUACAGCAACCCUUCUACGAAGAACGACUGAAGGGGAACGUGCCUGAUUUAACUUGUAAUGCACUAUCAAAUCCAUCAACUCGUGCCAAUCCAGUUAGCAUGAACUUGACUUCACGGCCGAAUACAACGACUGCAUGUAUGUCAACUAACGCACAAAAUAAUCGUCCUGGUCCUCCACCUCCUUAUCAUUGCACUCAGCGUCCUGCCUCAGUACCUAUUACAUCUCAAUCACCAUCGAGUCCUCACAAUCCCACAUCGAAUCUAUCAUUGCCGUCUCCACGAAUAUCAGGUGGUGUCAUGGGAGUUCCAACAAAUUCACCCAACAUGGACGUAUCCGCAUCGUCUGUAGCUGCUACCCCUGCUACAUCCACAUGUACAACAACGGGCGCAACAUCAAACAGUGCUAAUACUAGCCUACAACCAAAAAUUAGUUACUCCCAAGAGGGCUCUCCCUCUGCUAUAAAUCAAAGCGCAGCUGCUGGACUUUCCACAAGGGGUCGUAACACCACAAACUCAUUAAAUAGUAACCCUAGUACACCACUGUCACUGUCACAUGUGUCUCCGAAGGAUUUAGAUACAUCCAAUAUAAAUACUUCUGCAACAGACCAGAAAUCGACAAGACCCAGUCCUCAGAGAUCGAGAAGUCCUCUACUGAUGGCGAGCAAUACUGGCGGACUUGUCGAAAUAUCAAACCUGGAACCCCGAUUUUCAAGCCCAGGGCAAAAUUUUGCAAACGGUAUUAACGGAGGAUCUUCAAACCCAUUUAAAAACCAAUCAGGAGUUUUGGACCGGCAAAACAUGACAGGCCAAAUGUCGUCACAUUUUAGCCGCCGACCUGAUAAUAUGCCGUUGAAUCCAAACAAUAACAGGACAGGUCAAAGCAAGAUGACUAACUCUUUUGACCCAAUUACAUCGCUGGCUCAAAUGUCGCAGCAACUAGGUGUAGGCGUUAACAUGGCGAGUACACCCGGCAGUAUUGGGGCGUUAGGCACUGGUAGCGCUGUAAAUGAUAUGAGUCCGUCCACUAAUAUGAAUAUGGACAGUCUCAUGAGUUCAUUAGAUCCAUCAAUAUCAGAACAUUGCAACUCGGCCGGCGGAAAUAUGGGUAUUGUUGGUAGUUCCUCCGUAUCGUUUGGUCCGAGCAAUUGUCAUAUGAUAGGGCCAAUGGGACAACGCCUAAUGAGUCCGAAAAUGUGUGGCAAUGCUAACGUCGCAACUUUCACUUCUGUCAAUACCAGUAUGCGGGAGAGCUCAGCUCCAUUUUCGGGUAUGAUGUCUACACAUCGUAUGGUAAACCAUCGAAUCUCGACAAAUUUCGCCAAUUUUAACGUUUCGCCUAAUAUCCAAGUUAAAGCUAGUACUCCGAACACAAUACAAUACAUGCCAGUCCGACCGCAAAAUAAUAACAAUAACACUAUGCGUGCAACACCAAGUUUGGAGUUUUUACGUUAUACCAACCCACAACUAAUAGGGCCAGCUGGUAGUCUGUCGGGAGUUGGUGUCCUAGAUAGUUCAAGUCACAUAACCCAAAUGAAUGCAGCAAACGACAUAGGCAAAGUGGCUAAUGCCUCGAAUGGCUUAGGAACAAAUAUGCAACAAAUGAAUUUUUACGGCAAUUGCAACCAAAUAAAUUCUGUAGGUAUGGUUGAACAAGAUGAAUUACAAAGCACUGGUGGCCUACUUUCUCCCCAUGACUUGAAUCUAAACCAACAUGGAAAUGUUUUGAGAGGUAUGAGACCGAUGCGUCAGCCUAGUAUGGCUCAAGGUGGUGGGUUAGCUGGACCGCGAAUGCAACUUCCGGGAAUGCCCAAUAUAACUUCAACAGGUUCUAACGCUUUAAGUCCAUUUUCUGGUAACGAUCCAGAGUCAAUGGAUAUAAGCGAAUCGUCACCAUCCAUGUUCAAUAGCGCGGCCUCUGGCGGGGGGCAGCUUCAAAUGUAUCAGCAAAAGCCGAACAAAAGUAUGGCUUUAAAUGCCGUAAACGCAGGCGUCAGUAAUAAUGCGGUACCAAACAAUAACAUUCUUACUAAUGAUCAAACACAAUCGAGAUCUUUGCAGGCGACAGUUCUAAUAGGACCAGGACCCAGCAACAAUAUACUUCCGAAUCCAUUAAAUGUUAACGGAAAUAUUAUGCCUGCCGGAUGUUCUAGUGGCAGCAUCAACUAUAAGUCUUUCGUAGGACCAACUUCGAAUGAUCUAAAGUAUGCUCAGCAAUAUCAUACUUUUCAGCAGCAGCUAUAUGCAACGUCUACGCGAAAUCAACAACCUGGAAAUUCUGCAAACAUCAUGAACCCGACCAACAAUUCAAAUGCUGGUUUCUUUGUUAAUAAAUAAUCAAAUAUAUAUUCACCUCAUAA
Molecule: messenger RNA, 5025 nt
Organism: Glossina fuscipes
Lineage: Eukaryota; Metazoa; Arthropoda; Insecta; Diptera; Glossinidae
Gene: lgs
Product: protein BCL9 homolog
Exons: 7
Coding region: 317-5002 (1561 amino acids)
Source: RefSeq, a predicted model, not a curated record